Messenger RNA from Ricinus communis (castor bean), 1767 nucleotides. RefSeq names its product probable (S)-N-methylcoclaurine 3'-hydroxylase isozyme 2. The record is from RefSeq and is a predicted model, not a curated record. The transcript is spliced from 2 exons. NCBI's taxonomy places the organism in Eukaryota, Viridiplantae, Streptophyta, Magnoliopsida, Malpighiales, Euphorbiaceae. The coding region runs from base 9 to 1532 and encodes 507 amino acids. Gene Ontology annotation, molecular function: oxidoreductase activity, acting on paired donors, with incorporation or reduction of molecular oxygen; monooxygenase activity; iron ion binding.
GUUUGCUAAUGAUCAAUUCAGACCUAACAAACAUGGACACAGCUUUUUCAGGAGUGCUCGGUAUCUUAUCUCUUUCUUUUCUUCUUCUACUACCUCUUAUCUUCAUCAUCCUUAACCACAUCAGCUCUCCAUCUUCAGAACGAAGGCCUCUUCCUCCAGGUCCCAGGCAAUGGCCUAUCGUAGGCAACAUUCUUCAGGUGGGGAAAAAGCCUCAUGUCUCUCUUGCACACUUUGCGAAACUUCACGGUCCUCUUAUUUCUUUAAGGCUUGGCGCUCAAAUCGUUGUUGUUGCCUCUUCUCCAAUCGCAGCAUCUGAAAUUCUCAAAACCCAUGAUCGUUUAUUGUCUGCUAGAUUUAUAUCCGCAGCUAAUCCCUAUGGAGAUCAUGUCCUUGACCGCGUAGCACUUGUUUGGAACCCAUCGUGCAGUGACCAAUGGAAGCUCCUACGAGCUAUGUGCAGGAGUGAGCUUUUCUCAGCUAAAGCAAUUGAUUCACAAGACACUUUGACAGAGAAGAAAUUGACAGAAAUGUUGGAUUUUUUGACGAUCAAGCAAGGACAAGUAGUCAAUAUUGGAGAAGUUGUGUUUACUACUGUUUUCAACACAAUUUCCAAUCUUAUAUUCUCCAAGGACAUGCUUAGUUUUGGAGAUCAAGGGAACGCAGGUGGAUUGAAAACCUUGAUCACAAAAUUGAUGCAGUUAGCUACAGCUCCAAAUAUUGCUGACUUUUACCCUGUAUUGGCAAGGUUGGAUCCUCAAAAUAUGAGAAGAAAGAUGAAAAUUGGCUUUGAAAAAGUGCUUAAUGUAUGGCAAAUUUACAUCAAAGAAAGAAGAGAAAAUCAUGUCAAUGAUGCUCCGGAAACAGAUUUCUUGGAUGUUUUUCUUUCUACUGGAUUUGACGAUGAUCAAAUCAAUUGGUUGGUUCUUGAAUUGUUUGCUGCAGGGGUAGACACUACCACCACAACAGUAGAAUGGGCAAUGGCUGAGCUGCUUAAGAGCAGAGCAACCUUGGUGAAAGUUCAGCAAGAGCUUGAUAGAGAAGUCGACAAUAAAUCUAUAGAAGAAUCCCAUGUUCUUCAACUUCAAUAUCUAAACGCAUGCAUAAAAGAAACAUUCAGAUUACAUCCUCCUGCUCCAUUCCUUAUUCCACGUCGAGCUCUUAACACCUGUGAGGUGCUGAAUUACACAAUUCCAAAAAAUUCUCAAGUAGUAGUGAAUCUUUGGGCGAUUGGACGCGACUCCUCAUCCUGGGAAGAUCCAUUAUCAUUUAAACCUGAAAGAUUUCUCAACUCAAAUAUAGACUUUAAGGGUCAUCAUUUUCAGCUUUUACCUUUUGGUUCCGGAAGGAGGACUUGCCCAGGACUACCAAUGGCUACAAGACAACUUCCGCUGAUUUUAGCUUAUCUAAUACGUUGCUUUGAGUGGUCUCUUCCAAAUGAUCAGGACCCUGCAAUGUUAGACAUGAAUGACAAAUUCGGGAUAACGUUGGUCAAAGAUUCACCUCUUCUUCUUGUUCCCAAAAGAAAACUAUAAAUGUAACUGCAAGUUUAAGAAUGCCAUAAGUUGCAAAUCUGGUGUACCAAAUUCAUCUUUUUCUUUUCAAAACUUCAGAACUUUUGGAAGAAAUACGGGAACAUUUUCUAUGUUGGCUGGCAUAUGCUUCUAAAUACUUUCAGUCUGAAAAUUGUCCUAACUCUGGAUGUACUAUGAUAUGUUUGGGCUUUAGUAAUGUACUUGUUUAGCAGGCAAGUCUACCAGUUCUUAUGCA